CACCAUUUCACGACUGCUUUCCGGCUUUCCAAAGGCAAAGUCUGGCCUUUUCGCGGCCGUCCAAAGCAGGGUAGCCUCGGCGUGGACACGGCCGUUUCAUAGGCUGGGCAGACGUCCUGGAAGCCAGAAUCGGAGGCCGCCGAAAGCGAGAGAGGUCUCCGGGGUUAAUGGCGGCUUCCAGAGCAGAGAGGUCGAUUCUUGAGACCCCACCGGGCGGGAAGGCAGGAAGGGGCUGGAAUCCUCCCCGGCGGGGACUCCCUUGUGCUUACGCCGCCGGGGCUCCCACCGAAACCUGCCCAGAGGAGUCGCGGGCCGGAGGGACAUUCCCCGAGAAGGGGGUGUCCGCGGGGAAUGCCCAGAAGAAGCGAAAGGGACUGGCGGCGGGGCCACCGCAGCAGCACCGCCUCCUUGGGUCCCUCCGGCUCCGUCAUUCUCCGCUGGCCGCCCCGACGGGACGUAACGGGCGAUGCUGCCGCUACUCCUGCUGCCCGCGGCGCUGUUUUUUGUGCGCUGCCACCGGGGGCACGGAACAGAGAUCCUCCCAGCACCGGCAAACGUCCGGUUCCUUGCCAAGACCUUCCUCCACGUCCUGCACUGGGAGCCGGGAGCCGGGCUGGACCCCUCCGAGGAGCUCCUCUACGAGGUCCAGUACCAGCGGUAUGGCAACGGUACGUGGACCUCUGCCCCGAACUGCACGCGGAUCUCCGGGCCCCCCUGCGACCUCUCCUUGCAGACGAGUCAGCCCAAGGAGCACUACUUUGCCCGCGUCCGGGCCGUGGCCGGGGAAAGGGCUUCCAACUGGACCCUGACCCCCCGCUUCGUGCCACAGGAAGCAACUCUGCAUGUGGCCAACCUGAGCCUCUCCGUCCGCGGCAACACCAUCCGUGUCUCGGUCCAGCCUCCCAGCAGCCAGCGAGCCAACCUCUCCAUCGAAGACCUCUACCCCCAGCGGUGGGAGUACCACGCCCAUGUCCGGUUGCCCAACAAUAGCCAGUUUCUCCACAUUGGGACCAGCCUGGCGUUUGAUCUCCCUCCACUACCGUGGGGCCAACGCUACUGUGUCUGGGUGAAACCCGAGGUUGCCUCCUGGCCCCUUCAUACCAAGCCCACUGAAGAGCAGUGUGUCUCCAUCCCUGAUCUGCAAGAGGAGGAAGGGCAUGCGGUUGCCACCCCCAGUUUGAGUCUCCUGGGCCUGGUUGCUCUUGGUGCCCUGGCAUUUGGCAUCCACUUGGCUUGGGCCUACGUGAAGAAGCCCGUGGAGCCUCCCGGGAUGCUGACGUCUCUGCCGAACCGUCAUUCCUGUGAGGGGCCCAAGGAGGAGAGCCUACCGAGGCUGCCAGGGUUAAAAGAUGUUGUCCUAAAAUUGGAGAGGGACCCCAUCCAGCCCCUUUGCUUCCUGCGUCUGGAGGACCUCCAGCUCUACGCUGCAAGGGAGGACAGGCACAAGGACCUGGAGGCAGUACCUGCACCGCUGGGGAAAGGCAGCUGGCGGCCAGCCUGGGUGGCCGAAGGUCCCGCGCUCCAGAGGAGCAUCCUAGACACCAGCAGUGGCAGCAUUGACAGCGGCAUCUGCCUGCAGGACCCUCCCGACCACCUUCGCCUUCUGGGCUCUGGGAAGCUGUCCUUGGAAAGCCACAAGGGGGAAAAUAACUUACAGGGGGAUGCGGGUGGCCUUUGGGUGGAGGAGCAACUCCUGCAGGUAGUUUCAAAAGCUGAGGAAAGGCUCCCUGCUGGAGACCCAGCCCAGACUUGGCUCUCCAGGUCCCAGAGCCAGUCGGGAGCUGCUCUGGAAGGGGACGACGGCUCUACCAUUUCCUCCAGCCUAGAGGGAGCAGCCGGUUCUGAGCCGGGCAUGGGGGUGAAUGGCUAUUUGAAGCAGGCCUCCCUGGAUAUCCCCUCCACCCACAGGACGUUGGCCUCAACUAGGGACUUGAUUGACACAACAAACAUGUGUCCUUCCUGGCCAGCCUGACCUCCUGCACUCUCCUGGGUUUGGGCUGUUUUUGGAAGGGGAUUCAGCCAGCCCUCCUCUGUCUGCCUCCUCCCCCUUGCAUGCCAGCACGCGGCUAAGCCCUGACCUCACCGCCCUCGUGUGAGCCUUUAGCGCUGGUUGGGGCAAGAGGACUGCCCCCUAUCCCUGUCGAGAAAGCUUCAGGCCUGGGAGGGAGUGGCCUGCACAGGGGGCUGGUCACCAAUAAAGUCAACCAGCACCCUGGCCUUA
This is a messenger RNA of Pogona vitticeps (central bearded dragon), 2221 nucleotides long. RefSeq names its product interleukin 10 receptor subunit alpha (gene IL10RA). The record is from RefSeq and is a predicted model, not a curated record. Gene Ontology annotation, molecular function: cytokine receptor activity; protein binding. Gene Ontology annotation, biological process: cytokine-mediated signaling pathway. Lineage: Eukaryota; Metazoa; Chordata; Lepidosauria; Squamata; Agamidae. Gene Ontology annotation, cellular component: plasma membrane.